Rhizophagus irregularis DAOM 181602=DAOM 197198 is the source of this 474-nucleotide messenger RNA. Lineage: Eukaryota; Fungi; Glomeromycota; Glomeromycetes; Glomerales; Glomeraceae. The record is from RefSeq and is a predicted model, not a curated record.
AUGGAAGAAAUUACUGAAGAAACUGUUGAACAACGAAGUAUAGAUGAGUAUAGCAAUCAUCAGGAACCAAGAUAUUAUUGGACAGAAGAUUUCUGUAAAGAGAUUGAUAAAUUAGUAUUAAAGAAACUUUCUUCAGAAAACUAUAUGGAUCUGAGAGAUAUACCUGAAGAAUUACAAGGACUUACUGAGAUAGAGAAUUUACAAUACGACUCACUAGAUAUACUUCAUACAUCAUUGAAUAUUCUUAUUGUUCGUCUUCCCCAGCAGCUUGAAGAGACAACAGAUGAAGUCUUUGAUAAUGAUAAUAAAGAAGCUGAAAAUAUAGACACAAUUUUAUGCUGUAUUAAACCAGCUGAAUACUUUACAAAAGAAAUCAUAAAAGAUACAUUUAUUAGGAAUAAUAAUGUGAAACCAGAGCUUAUCACAGCCAGAAAUGAUCCUUAUAUCAACUCUCAUGAUCAAGUUCAACUUUAA